AUGAGAUCUUUCUCUGAGCACUACGAAAAACAGCCUCCGUCAAGCUUAGCGAGCGCCUACUCUGAUGCAACAGAAAGUCAAUGGCUUCUCUCAACAGAAUCUAGAUCUACGGAGGAGAAAACUUUAGUAUGGAUGGAUAUUGAGGCUACCGUACCAAUGAUUGGGAAAAGCGCAAAGGCACGAAGAAAAUCCGUGUUGCGAAAAGUAUCCGGUGUGGCUUUACCACGUGAAGUGCUCGCAAUUAUGGGCAGCAGCGGUGCCGGGAAAACAACUCUAAUGAAUAUACUUGCUUUUCAAAGCAGUAAAGAGGUCGAAUGCAAUGGUGUUGUAAUGUUAAAUGGAAAACCUAUGACAAAGCAUGAAAUGCGAAGCAUCUCCGCUUAUGUUCAACAGAUUGAUCUAUUCUGUGGGACAUUAACAGUUAAAGAACAGCUCACCUACUCAGCAUUACUUAGAAUGGGCAGUGAACACUCGUACAAGGAAAAGAUGGAGAAAGUUGAAGAAGUGAUUAAGGAUAUGAAUCUUGGCGAAUGCAAAAAUUCUCUCAUUGGAAUUCCUAAUCGUAGAAAAGGGAUAUCCGUAGGCGAAAAGAAACGACUUGCAUUUGCCAGCGAAAUUUUGACAGAUCCCGCAAUAUUGUUCUGCGAUGAGCCUACAAGCGGAUUGGAUGCAUUUAUGGCACAUCAGGUUGUCACAGCUCUGCGUAUAAUGUCCGAAAAAGGUAAAACGGUAGUUACCGUAAUACAUCAGCCUGGUAGCCAAAUUUUCAAUAUGUUUGACAGAGUUUGUUUUAUGGCGCUUGGAAAAACUGCCUUUCAUGGAACAGUGAAAGAUUUAAUAAAGUUUUUCGCUAGCCUUGGCGAUCCCACUCUACGGGUCCCAGAGUCUUAUAAUCCAGCCGAUCAUGUGAUAGCAAAAUUAUCGGUGUCCGAAGAUACGUCGGAUGAGGAUGAGGAGCGUGUUCAGUACAUCACUGAAAAGUUCCAUGACAGUAUUACGGGUGCCGAACUUAGGCACCUUAUUGAAGUUGGAUCCACAAAGUUGGAGAGUAAUGAAGACGAAGAAACUGAAAAACACAGGGGAAACUAUCCUGCCUCCAUUUUCGUUCAAAUGAACGUCUUAUUCCGAAGAGCAUUUCUUACGACUAUAAGAGAUCCAGUUCUGUUACAAGUUCGAAUACUUCAGGUUGUGAUUACCUCAGUGGCAAUCGGGAUUGUGAACUUCCAAACUGAGGUCUACGGACCAUCUAUUCAGAAUUUAGAAGGUGUCAUGUACAAUUGCGUCCGUGACAUGUCAUUUUUGUUCUUUUACCCUUCUAUUAAUGUUAUCACAAGUGAGUUACCUGUGUUUUUGCGUGAAUCUAAGGCUAGGAUCUACUCACCUGAAGCUUACUUUAUAUCAAAAUCAUUGGCGGAGAUGCCUCAGUACAUUGUACUUCCAUUGAUCUACUCGGCGAUUCUUUAUUGGAUGACAGGCCUAGCACCCACUGCAAGACAAUUCAUUAUUUUCUCACUCGCAAAUGUUUUUCAGUCGUUGAAUGCUAUUUCAAUAGGAUAUGCUUCCGGAUGUGUUUUUGGCGACGAAGGCCUCGCAAUCACAGCAAUGUCUGGAUUUAUGCAAGCGAUGCUUGUUUUUGGUGGAUUCUACAUUAAUAUUCAUAACAUACCGAUGUGGAUGAGACCAUUUUCUGCUCUGUCAUUUUUCAAGUACAGUUUUGAGGCGUUGCAAAUCAAUCAAUGGGAAGAUGUGACUUACAUUCGAGGAUGCACAGGUCUACUAAGUACAGGAAACAAUACCGUAUACUGUCCCAGUGAGACCGGAAAAGGUCUCCUACGUAAACGUGGAAUGGAAGGACCACUUAUUUUGAAUAUCUUGCUAUUAAUCUUCUUCAUAGUAAUGUAUCGUGUAAUAGGUCUUAUCGCACUGAUAUUGCGAACAAGAUUUUCCUAA
Necator americanus (New World hookworm) is the source of this 1950-nucleotide messenger RNA. RefSeq lists its product as uncharacterized. The coding region runs from base 1 to 1950 and encodes 649 amino acids. Gene Ontology annotation, cellular component: plasma membrane. Gene Ontology annotation, molecular function: ATP hydrolysis activity; ABC-type transporter activity; ATP binding. The record is from RefSeq and is a predicted model, not a curated record. Gene Ontology annotation, biological process: transmembrane transport. NCBI's taxonomy places the organism in Eukaryota, Metazoa, Nematoda, Chromadorea, Rhabditida, Ancylostomatidae. The transcript has 19 exons.